Molecule: messenger RNA, 7509 nt
Organism: Alosa alosa (allis shad)
Lineage: Eukaryota; Metazoa; Chordata; Actinopteri; Clupeiformes; Clupeidae
Gene: cgna
Product: cingulin
Exons: 22
Coding region: 161-3892 (1243 amino acids)
Cellular component (GO): myosin complex
Source: RefSeq, a predicted model, not a curated record
GGUAACAGGUUGUCUACGACAGGACAGGGCUGUCUGCCUAUCCGAUCCACUAACGUUACGAUUUUGUAUCUUAAAUUACUAGAAGCCCCAUACAUUGCUGGAAAGUAUACUGAAAAUUCACUGAGAACCAAGAGUCUGACAACUUUCCCACAAAAGAAGUAUGUCUGCCGCCCCUGGCAGCAAGGCCCCUGUGGAUUAUGGCCUCCAGAUCCGCUUCAUAAACGACCUGCAGGACUCGGGAGGGGGCCCAGGUUCGGGCGGGGUAUCUCGACGAGACGCCCCGUCUAAUGCCCCCUCCAGUGGCGGUGGCGGUCGGCCCUCGCGCUACGGGGUAGCGGUGCGUGUGCAGGGCAUCGCUGGCCAGCCGUACGUGGUGCUGAAGGAGGGCCAGAAGGGCGACUCGUAUGGAGUUCAACUCAAGACGCACAGCUACAACAGCCUGCCCAGACACAGAGAGGCCCCCGGCCAGAGGUCCUACCCCCCCGCAGACGACAGCGGCUAUCUCCGCCGCGCCCAGUCUCACGGCUCCCUGUUGGACCGAGACGGCGACGCCAGCGACGAGUUCCCCGACCACUUGGGCCGGCCCCCAGGAGAUGGACGCUCCGGUAGCUACGGCAACCUGGACGGAGGGCUAGGAGUUGGAAGAGAGAGAGGGCGGAGAGGAGGAGGAGGAGGGGGGUUGCAGAGGAACCAGUGGGGAGGGUCGCACGGCGUGGGGCUCAAUGGUUCGCCGGGAACAGGCAGUGAGUACGGCUCCUCGGAGUCCUUCCCCGAUAGCCCCCCUCGAGCUGCCAGCGCCCCACACCGCCAACCCCCACCCACCCAUUCCCCACAACGCCAGCCCCCACACCACCAGCCCCCACCCCACCAGCCCACACCCCACCAGCCCCCACACCACCAGACCACACCCCACCAGCCCCAGCAGCCCCCACCGAACCACAUCCCCGUCAACCGCCUCAUCAGCCAGUUCAACGGAGGCCGCAGUACCGGCGGAGCUGCCAGGGGGCGCUCUCCCGACGUGGACUCGGGACGCCCGGCUGCCCCUCCCCCUUACGCUGCCGCCUCCCUCGUCUCCAACCCGUACUCCUCGCUCCCCUCGUCCAGUCAGAACAGCCUGGGCCGGGGCGCAGGGUCCGUCGGCAAGGUAACGCCAGUGCACAAUUCCACCUCUCCCUCAUCAGCCAAUGAGUGGCAGUCUCAGGGGCGAUAUGUUGCUGUGGAGACUGCACCUGCCAAUCAAGUAGAGGCACAGGUGACCCCUGACCUCUUGCUGGACCAGGGUCAGAGUUCAGGCUCAGAGUUCUCCAAUGAGGACGACCAGAUUCAGCAGAUGAUCUACAGUGUCUUACGGCAGGGGAGCACAGAGAGUGAUGCUGUCAUCAAACAGAAGGUCCGAGUGCUCUGCAGCAAGAUCCACACUCUCAAGGGUCCUCAGGCUGUGAGGGCUGACCCCAUCCUGAAGGCAGAGCUGGAGGAGUCGAGGGACGAGUGUCUGAACCUGCAGGAGCAGCUGGACAGAAAGAAGAUUGAGCUUCAUCAGAUACACACUGAGCUGACUCAGUUGCGGAUGGACAGGGAGAGUGCUGAGGCUCGUGUGCGGGAGCAGGAGGAUCAGCUGGCUGGACUGCAGGACGAGCUGAGGAGAGAAGCCGAGAACAGAGCACACACCGACACACUGCAGACGGAGCUGAUGGCGUUGCGAGCAGAGCAGGUGGAUUCGCAGUCAGCGCGUCAGAAGCUGGACGAGGCGCUGCGGCAGAGAGAGCGCGAACUCACCGCCCUCAAGGGGGCGCUCAAGGACGAGGUGGCCACACACGACCGCGAGAUAGAGGCCCUCCGAGAGCAGUACAGCCAGGACAUGGAGAGGUUCCGCCUUAACAUGGAACAGGUGUCACAGUCUCAGGCUGGUAUAGAGGCGGAGCGGCAGCGUGUGAACAGCUCGGUGAGGUCUCUGCAGCAGCAGCUGGAGGAGAGCAGGGAGGAGGGCGAACACUGGAGGACUCAGUUCCAGAGCAGCCGUGACGAGCUGCGCUCCACCAAACAAGAGCUGCUUCAGGCUCGCUUGGAGAAGGAUGAGUUUGAGGAGGAACUGAAGGAGCUGCAGGAGAAAGUGGAGCUCAUGAAACAGCAAAUGCCUGACCCCAAACAAGCAGAUGCACUCAAAAAGGAGCUGGAGCGUUGCCGUGGCGAUCUGAAGGAGGCUCAGGCGGAGGUGGAGAAGGUGAGGUCUGAGCGGGACAGGAAGCUGAUGGAGGUCGUGACCCUGAAGAAGAGCCACCAGGAGCAGGAGGCCGAGCUCACCUACGAGCGGGACCGCCUCCUCGAGCAGACGCGCCGCCACAAAGACGAGCUGGCCAAAGCACACGAGAAAGCCAAAACGCUAGCUGAGCCCUCAUUGGUGGAGGCUCUGCGCGUGGAGCUGAAGGAGGCGGAGUCGGAGUGUGUGCAUCUGCGUGGGCGCCUGGCAGAUCAAGACGAGGAGCUGCAGACGGAGCGAGAGCGACUGAUGUCCACGCAGACGCAGCUGCACACACUCCGCCACCAGAGAGAGGAGCAGGAGGACGCACACACACGCCUCAGAGAGAAGCUCACGCGACUGGAGUCCCAGCUGCAGGAGCGCGAGUGCCAGAGUUCGGAGGCCGAGCAGGAGCUCCAGCAGGAGGUGCAGAGGCUGAAGGUCCAUCUGGACGAGGCCCGGCGAGGCAGCUCCACGCUGGGCAGGGAGCGGGACGAGCUGACCUUCCGCCUGGAGGAGGGAGAGCGGGAGAAAGAGUCACUGCGCAAGGAGAUCGGCCUGCUGGAGGAUCAGAAGAGACAGGCCGAGAGAACACUGGACAGACUCACCAAAGAGCUGGAGCAGGCGUCGGCGGAGGGCCGCAAGGCGGUGGAGGCGGUGCAGGUGCAGCUGGAGGAGCAGAGGGAGAGGGGCCGCCGCGAUCAGCAGGAGCACCAGAAACUCGGACGCGAGCGCCUCGCCGAGCUGGAGAAGGCCCAUAGUGCACUGCGCUCCGUCCAGGAUGAGCUGUCUCGGCAGAAGAAGGAGUACAUCGCGUGCAGUGAGGAGAAGGACAACGCUUUGCUGGACCGGGAGCUGCUGACCAAUCGCCUGCGCCACCUGGAGGUGGAGGUGGAGAACCAGCGCGGCAGCCACAGCGACAAGACCCGAGAGAUGCGCAGCAUGGAGGAUAAGAUGAAGCAUUUGGAGCUGGAGCUGGAGGAGGAGAGGAACACAGUUGAGCUGAUGACUGAUCGCAUCAACAGGAGCAGAGACCAGAUAGAGCAGCUGCGCUCUGAACUCAUGCAAGAGAGGUCCUCCAAACAAGAUCUGGAACUGGACAAAAAUGCCCUGGAGAGACAGAUAAAGGAGUUUAAGAGCCGCGUGGUGGAGAUGGAAGGGCAGUCACGCUCCUCGUCUGGUGUCUCUCAGCUGGAGUCUAAAGUCCUUGAGCUGGAGGAGAGACUGCACUCUGAGGAGAGGGAGAAGAACGCUGCCCUGUCCUCACAGCGUCGCUUGGAGAGGAAGCUGAAGGACCUUAACAUGGCACUGGAUGAGGAGAGACAACAGUCCACUGACCAAAGAGACCAGCUGUCUCUGCGGGUGAAGGCCCUGAAGCGGCAGGUGGAUGAGGGGGAGAGUGAGCUGGAGCGGGUGGAGGGUCUGCGCAGGAAGGCCCUGAGGGACAUGGAGGAGCAGACGGAGCUCAAGGAGGCCCUGCAGGCACGCGUCAGCGCCCUGGAGAACGAACUCAAGAGGAAGGCCCAGCAGGCCAUGCGUCCCGUGCUGGACUCCUCCGCCCUCAGCUCAGACGACGACUACGACGACGACCUGUACGACCCCACCAGCAUCGCCUCCAUCCUCACCGAGAGCAACCUGCAGACCAGCUCCUGCUGAGAGACCGCUGGCGGUGGAGUCGGCCAGGCCACAGGCCGACUUACGCUUCCGUUUAGAAUCUACGGUGUUGGUGCAGCACAGCCGCAUUAUUUUAAAGCCAAACAAAUGAUACUAAUAUACAGACGUGGCCAUUUACAGAGGUCGGUCUAUCAUCCAUCUUCAUUUAUUUUUUCCAGCUAGCAUUACUCACACACGUGCAAUUAUAAAUGCUCACAGUUGUGUAGACCUCUCGCGCGGGCUACAGCAUAGGUUUUGCAUAGAGCCCAUGCACAGUUCAACCAUAAUUAAGCCGUAUGGCCUUAUGUACCAACAGCUUAGAUUCAGAAGCGCCAACCGGAGCAGCAAGGACACUUGAGGGGUUCUACAGGGUUCGAACAGUACUAAGGAGGGGUGGGUGGGGUCUGUGGUGGGAUGCUUGGGGUAUCGAGGCAUCAUGCAAAGGGAGGGAAUGCUAAUAGCGCUGGGGUAAAGCUAAUAGCGCUGACCUUAGGCUAAUAGCGCUGGGGUAAAGCUAAUAGCGCUGGCCUUAGGCUAAUAGCGCUGGGGUAAAGCUAAUAGCGCUGGCCUUAGGCUAAUAGCACUGGACUUAGGCUAAUUUAUAUGUUUUGAUUAGUAGCAGAGGUAUGGACGGGGCAGAUGCACUGGAGUUUACUCUGUUACGCAAUAAUGGGAGAUGGCGCUAGAGAGGUGGAUACUCACUGAGUUUACAUAGCGAGGUAGCUUAGUGCAGAAAGGGUAGAUACUCACUGAGUUUACAUAGCUAGGUAGCUUAGUGCAGAAAGGGGGGAUACUCACUGAGUUUACAUAGCGAGGUAGCUUAGUGCAGAAAGGGGGGAUACUCACUGAGUUUACAUAGCGAGGUAGCUUAGUGCAGAAAGGGUAGGUACUCACUGAGUUUACAUAGCUAGGUAGCUUAGUGCAGAAAGGGGGGAUACUCACUGAGUUUACAUAGCUAGGUAGCUUAGUGCAGAAAGGGGGAUACUCACUGAGUUUACAUAGCUAGGUAGUUUAGUGCAGAAAGGGGGGAUACUCACUGAGUUUACAUAGCUAGGUAGCUUAGUGCAGAAAGGGGGGAUACUCACUGAGUUUACAUAGCUAGGUAGCUUAGUGCAGAAAGGGGGGAUACUCACUGAGUUUACAUAGCUAGGUAGCUUAGUGCAGAAAGGGGGGAUACUCACUGAGUUUACAUAGCUAGGUAGCUUAGUGCAGAAAGGGGGGAUACUCACUGAGUUUACAUAGCGAGGUAGCUUAGUGCAGAAAGGGGGGAUGGAAAAAGAAGAGGAGGAUGGGUUUGUGUGGGAGGGAAGGGUAUUAAGAGCACAACGAACAUUCCACUGGGAAAGAGGGAAUCGGGACUGCGGCCGAAACCUGAUCGGUCUCCACGUCCCUCACUGGCCAUUGACUACAGACGAAACCUGCCGAGAGAUACGAGUGGUCUUCUCACAGACGAAACCAGUCGAGAGAUACGAGUGGUCUUCUCACCGACAGACAUAACCAGCCGAGAGAUACGAGUGGUCUUCUCACAGACGAAACCAGCCGAGAGAUACGAGUGGUCUUCUCACAGACAAAACCAGCCUGAGAGAUACGAGUGGUCUUCUCACAGACGUAACCAGCCGAGAGAUACGAGUGGUCUUCUCGACAGACAUAACCAGCCGAGAGAUACGAGUGGUCUUCUCACAGACGUAACCAGCCGAGAGAUACGAGUGGUCUUCUCACAGAUCAAAGUGCCUGACAGGCUCACCUGUCAUGACCAUUUCCUCAUAGGCAGCUAACAGACACAGCGGCCCAUUCCUUACAUUCAUGUCUCAUUAUGGUUUUUAAUAAGCACACUCUGCAGUGAAGCAUCAUUGUAGGCUUAAUAAACUCACCGCCAGACUUGACAAAGGUACGCACUUCAGUGACCGCAAUGUAGUAGCAAUAACAAGAUGGCAUGCAAAAUGCCAACUAGAGAGCGAUAAUGAUCUACUCUGCAUUGUGAGGGAGCACAUCAUUAGCACAGGGCAGUGUGCCGCUGGCCUAGCACACACCAGCACAGAGCGCAAUAACGGCAUGUUGCCGUAGACGGCAAGCCGCACAAGGAGGCAAACAGCAGAGAACCGAAUGCUGUCCAGGCACUUCCUGUAGUAAUACACAGGAUAAGCGGGUGUGGCCCUCCUGUCCUGAAGCACAAUGCUAUGGAACAACACUGCAUUCAUAAGGAGAGACACUAAAGUUUGCUGACUUCAUCAACCUUGUAAUUCAAAUAACCAGUGGUUAUUCUGAGGCCCAGCACCCACAGGGCUUGCAGGGUGUAAGCUGACGGUUGCCCUGUAAUUCACAAAGACACAGAGGCCUCAACUGACCACUGCAAAGCAGCAAGGUCACCACCGUCAUGCGUUUUAAUGAUGGGUUCAGUUUGAUGUGUCAUAGUUGCACGUUUAUGGAACCACAACCCUGCAAAGACAUUUCAGAAGAACUGCCAACAAGCAACCUAUGACAGACCACAGAUGCAGGCUAAUGGUAUCAUACUGAUGAUCACUGUGUUCUGUGUAGGUUGUGCUGAAUCAUACCCAGCCCUUACUUAAAAAGUCUUCAUUUCUGUGCACUGUCACUACAAAGCCAAUUGCCUGUUUAAGUAGACAUACUUAUCAGAGAGGUAUGACUUGCAAUAAUAUGCCAUUAAUAACAGUUUGUAAAUGUAUGCAAUUCCUCUAUACAUAAAAUGUAAUGUAAUGAAGUGGAAACACUUUAGCACAGCAUCCUGUGUGUGUAAUGCGAGCAUAAAAACAAUAAUGUAAUUUAUACUUCUUAACAUUCCUAAUCUUUCUGUCGAUAUUUGUCUUGUCUGUACUGUAUGUGACUUUUGGCAUCUUUGCUUGAACACAAAAAAACCCUGAUUACUGAGCAUGGCUGAAUGAAUUAGCAACUUCCACACCUUGUUUAGUAUGUGCAUGGUUCUGCUACAGUAGUGCUGAAACUGAUGCAACUGACUACUGAGAAUCCUUCCUGCAAUCAUAUUAUAUAGGCAAUUUAAUCCGAAUGUCAGAAAUAAGCUUUCACAUAGCUAAAAUAGAGAGAUUAUAUAAGAGUCAUUUUCAGCUGAGGAUGUCAGCAUUAUUACCUUAUAUCUAUACCUACAGUAUCACUACUAUUUAUCUGUCUAUGCCCGAGUCUCCUACUCUUCGGCACAAGUACUUUGCUAUGCACCCCUGACUAUUGUACUCCACUAACUGUUCCUGUAAUUUCACACCAAUGCCUUACAAUCAUCAUGCUGAUUUUAUUUUUCUCUCUCUCUCUCUCUCUGUUGUAAUUCUGUUUGCAUGGUCAUUCCAAAGGAUUUUAAAAUGGUUAACUUCAGUUUUGUACAUGUUUUGUUUUUUAUUUAAGUAGACUUUUCUUUUACAUUGAAAACAUUGAUUUAAUGUGAUUUAUUUCAUUGAUGCAAUUUAUAAUUGAAUAAUUUUUGUGGAAUGCAUUUGAACAUGAAUGGUACCUUAAUGUAGAGAUGCUUUUUGCUGUAGUUUUAUUCUCAUGGAGUAUUUUCAUAUAUGGCAUGGUACAAAAUAAUAAAUAAGGGUUGUUUGGAACUGUAAAUCUGUAUUUUUACAGUAUAAAAUCAUUUUCUAUUUAAAUAAAAA